AUGAAGAGGCAGGGCUGGGGGAAGCCCCGUGUGCAGCUCCUGCCGCGUUGGGCGCGGAGCAAGACCGGCGACGGCGCAGCUGAGCGCGGAGCGCAGAUCUCGGUGGGAGCCAUGCCGGAAAGUGGGAGCCCUGGCGGGGCCGAAGGGACCCAGGCAGCCCUGGAGCUGGAGGUCCCGUCUCGGGGAAGCUCUCCGUGCCCGGAGCAAGCACCCGGGAGCACUGAGGUGUGCCCGGCGGAAGGGUUAGGAGGCUGUGCGGGGGAGGCAUCAGUGCAGUAUGGUGUGAGUUAUCGCUGUCUUCUGCGUCAAAACCAAGUGCUUCUGACAGCCCUAGAGGAGCUGCAGAUGCGCUGUGCCAGCCUGAAGAAGGAAAACAGUCUGCUGCGUAAGACCUGCUUCCCAGAGACUCAGGAGAAGGUGAGGCAUUUGAAGAGGAAGAAUGCAGAGCUGGCUGUCAUUGCAAAACGUCUGGAGGAGAGAGCCAGGAAGCUGCAAGAGGCCAACCUCAGAGUUGUGAAUGCACCGAUAAAUGUGAAGAGCUCCUGUGCUGGACUGUGCAAAAGGGUGCUGGCGCGCCAACGGGCGACAGAUCUCCAAGAACAAGCCAAUGCACUCCUGAUGAAAGACAAACAGAUCAAUGCUCUACAGAGGGAAUGCCAAGAACUUCAAGCUAAAAUCAUGGGUGGAAAGGUGAAUGUUUACCACUGAGUACACUCAGGCUGAUGUUGUCCAGAUGUGGUAAACCUCCACCCAUUGAAGGUCCUCCUUGUCUGCCUCUUCUAGAUUUCCACCAUUUACUCCGAGAAUCUCAGAAGGAGGUGCUACGGCUACAGAGACAGAUUGCUUUGAAGAAUUUCAAGGCAGCCCUGGAGC
Messenger RNA from Python bivittatus (Burmese python), 873 nucleotides. Lineage: Eukaryota; Metazoa; Chordata; Lepidosauria; Squamata; Pythonidae. The record is from RefSeq and is a predicted model, not a curated record.